Messenger RNA from Vespula pensylvanica (western yellowjacket), 3772 nucleotides. It is a transcript of the gene Frmd5, whose product is annotated as FERM domain-containing protein 5. Lineage: Eukaryota; Metazoa; Arthropoda; Insecta; Hymenoptera; Vespidae. Gene Ontology annotation, molecular function: cytoskeletal protein binding. Gene Ontology annotation, cellular component: cytoskeleton. The transcript is spliced from 13 exons. The record is from RefSeq and is a predicted model, not a curated record. The coding region runs from base 611 to 3163 and encodes 850 amino acids.
AGACGGCAACGUUGUAGAUUCUCGAAAAGUGGCAACGUCGUUGGUUGUUCGAACGAAGUAGUAGUAAGAUAGACAGAGAAAGAGACAGAGAAAAGAGAGAAAGAGAGUGUUAGAGUUAGAGGUGGUAGUAGCUAAGCACAGAGUCGGUAGCACGGACAUCAGGCUUUGUGUGUUCGCCGCGACGGUGAUGCGUCGUCGUUGUUCACCGCCGUACCGUGCCGUCGUGCGCCGUGUUAGCUCAACGAGGAUCACGGAGGAGGAUAGUAGGAGCGCGCCGGUGACCGUAAACGUCACCGUCUGCGCCAAAACCGCGAAGGCGGUACGUGCCUAAUCAAACGGGGCAGUGUGUGGUGCUGUGGGGUAAGGGAUGACGAAGGCCGCGGGGGGGAUGAUAAUAGGGGUGCCGACUUGAGGACAGAAAUGUUGAAGUUCGGUAGCAAGAGCGACGUUACCGUGGUGCACCGCGCCACUAUUCGACUUUUGGACGAUUCCGAGAUUAUCCAUUGCGAUUUUGAGUUAAGUCCGUAGUCAACAAAAUGUUAAUUAAUAUCGUCGAUAUGAUGUAAGAAAUCGUAAGAAGAAAACCGGUUUGUAUCCUCAACAUAAAGGAAUGUACAUUCUCGAAUAUGUGUGCAAGCAACUCAACAUUUUGGAAACGGACUAUUUCGGACUUCGUUACGUUGAUCAUUGUAGACAAAGACAUUGGCUGGAUCUGGGGAAAACGGCGAUCAAACAGGUGAAAGACAUGGACCCGAUUUUGUUUAGCUUUCGCGUGAAAUUCUAUCCACCCGAUCCUCUGCGGCUGAAAGAAGAGAUUACGAAGUAUCAGGUUUACCAGCAACUGAAGAGGGACCUUCUCCAUGGUCGAUUGUACUGCAGUCCUGGUGAAGCUGCAUUAUUAGCAGCAUGUAUAGUUCAAAGUGAAUUAGGAGAUUACGAUCCGGAGAUGCACGAAGGGAAUUACAUCUCUGAACACAAGUUGCUAUUGAAACAGACUGAAACGAUCGAAGAGAAGGCAAUGGAGCUUCAUCAAAGUGAACUGAAAGGAUUUACGCAGGAAGAAGCUGAGACACGUUUUCUCGGUUUGGCCUCGAAAUUAGACACUUAUGCCGUGGAUCCGCAUCCCGUCAAGGAUCACAGAGGUACACAAUUGUAUCUUGGUAUUAAUCAUUGUGGUAUCCUGACGUUUCAAGGAUCGCGGAAAACGCAUCAUUUCCGUUGGUCGGAGGUCCAGAAGAUUAACUACGAAGGGAAAAUGUUUAUUGUGCAUCUGACGAUAAACGAGGACGUGAGGACAAAGGUGAGUCGUUUCUUGGCAGUUGCACGUGCUAUUUGUGUCCAAAAAAAGCACACAGUUGGAUUUAAGUGUCCUACGGGUUCAAAUUGUCGUCACGUAUGGAGAUGCGCCAUCGAGCAAAUGCUGUUUUUCACUUUGCCGAAAGCAUCGGAUGCACCUGUCGUCAGUGGUGGAUCUAUAUUCUCUUGGGGCACUAAAUUCAAAUACACAGGACGAACGGAAAGAGAAGUGCUGGAAGAAACGGGUCCACUUAGAAAGGAAGAACCACCUAUUCAACGUUGUCAGACAACGUGUCUUAGAAGAAAAGCAAGCAGUGUACCGGCCACCCCUAGCACCCCUAGUCAGGACCUUGUUGAAAUACGAUACUCCAGUCUGCCACGUAGCUGUCACAGUGCAGGCUUGGAUGGUACCGGAAUGUCCGAGAGUGGUACCGGAGUUCCUCUCAGUUCACCCUAUUGUCCUGACAAUACCUUGCCUCUCCUGGAGACCGUAUCGGAGGACCAAGAGAUUCAUGCGAGGAGAAACAAUGCCAUAGACGAAAAAAAUACGCAUGUGAGUGCCACCCACAACAACACCACCACCACUACUACCACCACCACCACCAUUACUUCUACUACUUCUACUACUUCUACUACUUCUACUACUACUACUACUACUACUAGUACUACUACUACUACUACUACUACUACUACUACCUCCGCUACUACCACAAACCACGCGAAAGUUAAACUGAAAUUUCCCAAGAGCACGCUGAACCGACCGCAAACGUUGUACAGUCAGAGAAUAGUGAUAGGCUCGGAAGAGCUAGUUGGCCGUGAUAUCGAUAACGUUGUCAGGCAACGUAUAAACGCCCUUGAAAAGAGUCCCAAGGUCGUCAGAUCUACUGCAUUGAUAAUCAAGACCUCGAAGGUACCAGCUGUUAAGCCAUCGUUGGCUUCGGUAUCCUUCUCCUCUUCCUCCUCAUUGUUAUCGCCGACAUCAACUACUAGCAUCACCCCUAUUAUUGCUGCUACUACUACCAUUACUACUCCGAUAACGACAAGGACAACAACAACAGCAACAACAACGUCAUUGACGUCGAAGAAGCAUGUCUCGAACGGGAGUGUUUCAACGACAAAAACAAAGAGAAACGUCGACGUUCCCGACGGAACGGCAAUCAACUCGAUUCGUGACGAUUUUUGCCAGGUAAGAAAGGUCCAAAGUCAAUACGACUGCAACACCGAGACGACAAUUCGAGAUUCGAAAAAGAUUACGAAGACGGCGACAACAUCGAUCUCAAAUUUCAACUCGAAAGGUUCGACGACAACUACGAACGGUUGCGUUUACUACGAUCAUCGCCAAUCGUCUCAGGAUGACGAUCGAAACGGGAUCGAUUCUAUUUUGAAAUCAGUCGGUCAGCACGAGGGCGAGGCGAAUGAUUAUUACUUCAGAGAUUCUUUCGAUCAUUCGUCAUCGGAGAGUCAGCUGUUGGACGCAUCCGGUAAACCUCAUAGUCGAUCGGUAACACCAGUACCAAAAAUGCAAAAGCUUCAAAAUUCGAAGCUUUGUUUACAACAAAAGCAUCAACAUCAACAUCAACACCAGCAACAACAACAACAUCAUCAACAACAAUUACAACAACAACAGUCGCAUCUGGCUCGUAGAUUCCAGGGAAAGCUAAGGCAUAGGAGUCUGCGAAUUCUUCGACGCUUCGUUCCGGCCUUCAUGCUUGCCCUAACAGUGUUUUUCAUCAGUCUCGUAUUAAUCUUCGAAACGGAUGCUACUAUAUUCAACAGCCUGCGUAAGACGCCAGAAAUGGUGGCCUUAAGGAACCAAUACUAUGUCCCCCUAAAGGAGUUCCUCAGGACCAAGUUCGGCCUAUUUUGAUGCGACCCAAUGAUGAUGACCAAUUCAAGGUCGUCUAUUUUCGUCGCCGCGUAGCUUCUCUUCAGUGCCAAGUCGAAGAUUCCGAGUGACCGAGCUCCGUGCUUGUGUCGGGAUGAUCACGAUGAUAACGAUGAUAAUGAAUGACGAUGAUGACGAUCAUGACGACGAUAAUAAUGAUGAUAAUGAUCAGAAGAAUAGUUUGCAUGACGAUGAUGAUUGUGAUGACGUUGGAGGAGGAACGUGUCGUUUCUUUCUCUCUCUCUCUCUCUCUUUUUCUCUCUUUCCCUCUCUCUUUCUCUCUCUCUCUCUCUCUCUCUCUCUCUUUCUCUUUCUCUUUCUUUUAUCUAUACACGUAUAUUUAUUCAUCUUUUAUUUUAAAGUUGUUAUUUUGUUAUUGAUAAAAUCAAAACAAUCGAGAAGACCGAUCUCUUCUAUAUCUUUUUAAUCAUACACUACAUUUAUACAAUGUACUUAAGAUAAACGAAAGUGUAAACGAAGUUGCCUGUACCUUUGAGAAACGAGUUACAUUUUUAUGAAAAAAAAAAGAAAAGAAGAGAAAAGAAAAAAGAAUAAUAAUAAUAAUAAUGAUAAUGAUAAUGAUAAUAAUAA